Messenger RNA from Sclerotinia sclerotiorum 1980 UF-70, 300 nucleotides. RefSeq lists its product as hypothetical. The coding region runs from base 1 to 300 and encodes 99 amino acids. NCBI's taxonomy places the organism in Eukaryota, Fungi, Ascomycota, Leotiomycetes, Helotiales, Sclerotiniaceae. Gene Ontology annotation, biological process: mitochondrial respiratory chain complex I assembly. The transcript is spliced from 2 exons. The record is from RefSeq and is a predicted model, not a curated record.
AUGGGUUCUCAAGGUCCUUCCCGAUGCUUCCCUUUCUGGCAAGAAGUCUUAGCUUGCUACGUCGUAAACACCUCUACAGAGAGCGAUGCAGGAAAGAGGGUUUGCGCGCCGGUAUUGGAGGAUUAUUAUGAGUGCCUACAUCACAAGAAGGAGCAUGCCAGAACAAUGGCAAUUCAAGCCGCCUACCACAAGGCCGAACAAGCGAAUCCCCGAGAUGAUGCGCCAAAGGCAGGCGUCGUGAGGAAUUUGGGGUUGCUAGAUAAAGAAGAAGAUACUAAGAAGGUGCUGGGAUUGAAGUGA